GGAGCCAGGCACAUGGGGGGGCUCUCUGGAAGAACAGGGGACCAAGCGGGAAGCUCAGUGGGUUUAAGAGCCCCGAGAACCAUAAUCAGGAAUUCCUUCAAAGUCAGAGGCGCUGAGCUCGGUGGAGAUCUGGAGGGGGGGCACCCAGGACCGCAGGGGCCGAACGGAUUCCCCGGACCCAAAGGACCCCCGGGCCCCCCCGGGAAGGAUGGGAUGCCUGGCCACCCGGGACAGCGGGGAGAAGUGGGACUGCAAGGCAAGGCUGGACCCCCAGGCGGCCCGGGCAUCGUGGGGCCACAGGGGCCUGCGGGAGAAACAGGCCAGAUGGGGGAGAGGGGCCACUCGGGCCCCCCCGGACCGCCGGGAGAACAAGGCCUGCUAGGGCCCUCCGGGAAAGAAGGUACCAAGGGCGACCCCGGACCUGUCGGGAGCCCAGGGAAGGACGGUCCAGCAGGGCUGCGCGGCUUCCCCGGAGAGCGCGGCCUUCCUGGCACAGCCGGGGGCCCCGGACUUAAAGGCAACGAGGGACCUGCCGGCCCCCCUGGACCUGCAGGAUCUCUCGGGGAGAGGGGGCUAUCAGGAUCAGGAGGCCCUGUUGGGCCCCCAGGCAGACCGGGCCCCCAAGGGCCACCUGGACCAGCUGGAGAGAAGGGCGUGCCUGGUGAAAAAGGGCCCCUUGGCCCCUCUGGCCGUGAUGGUGCCCAGGGCCCCAUUGGGCUGCCUGGCCCCGCAGGACCACCUGGGGGCCCAGGCGAGGAUGGCGAUAAGGGAGAAGUGGGUGACCCGGGUCGCAAGGGCCCCAAGGGGGGCAAAGGUGAACAGGGUCCCCCCGGCCCCCCUGGCCCGCUCGGUUCUCUUGGGCAGCCGGGCGCUGCGGGUGCUGAUGGGGAGCCUGGAGCAAGGGGCCCCCAGGGCCAUUUUGGGGCAAAGGGGGACGAUGGCACGCGAGGAUUCAACGGGGCACCAGGACCGAUUGGCUUGCAGGGGCUGCCCGGACCAGCCGGGGAGAAGGGGGAAACUGGGGACGGGGGCCCCCUGGGACCUCCGGGGCCCCCAGGACCACGGGGCCCAGCCGGGCCCUCUGGAGCUGAUGGUCCACAAGGCCCCCCAGGAGGGAUCGGAAACUUGGGUCCCUCAGGACAAAAGGGUGAGCCAGGAGAGCAGGGAGGACCCGGAGUCCCCGGAGAGCUGGGCCCGAAGGGCCCACGGGGUGAACAAGGAGAGAAAGGGGAAGCCGGAAGCCCUGGUGUGGCUGGCCCCCCUGGAGGAAAAGGCCCCCCUGGAGACGAUGGCCCCAAGGGGACCCCUGGGCCAGUCGGUUUCCCUGGAGACCCCGGACCCCCUGGGGGAAUCGGGCCCCGGGGCCCAGACGGAGCCAAAGGCGAGCAAGGAGAAGAUGGCGAACCUGGAGAGGCGGGGUCUCCAGGCCCAACUGGCGAGGGUGGUCCUCCUGGGCCACUCGGGAAGAGGGGCCCCGCAGGAGCCCCUGGCCCCGAGGGACGGCAGGGGGAGAAGGGCAAGAAGGGGGAAUCAGGCACCCUCGGACCCCCUGGCAAAACUGGGCCCGUGGGACCCCAGGGGACUCCUGGGAAACCCGGAACGGAUGGCUUGAGAGGCGUUCCUGGAUCGGUGGGGGCCCAAGGCAAACCUGGGGCCACGGGCCAGGCUGGGCCUCCAGGACCUGUGGGCCCCCCCGGACUGCCCGGGCUGAAGGGCGAGACCGGACCCAAAGGAGAGAAGGGACACCCGGGCCUCAUCGGCUUGAUUGGACCAGCGGGGGAGCAAGGGGAGAAGGGGGACCGGGGGCCCCCAGGCCCCUCAGGCAGCGGGGGAUCUAAAGGAGAACCCGGAAUCGCUGGACCAACUGGCCCUCUUGGCCCCACAGGGCCCCCUGGACUUCCUGGUCCACCCGGUCCCCAGGGCGCCAAAGGAGCCAUGGGUGAAGCGGGACCCAAAGGACAGCGGGGCGUCCCCGGCCCCCCCGGGAACCCGGGUCCCCCAGGCGAAGCGAUCCAGCCGCUGCCCAUCCAGCAUCCCAGGAAGAGCAGGCGCUCGGUGGAUGGCAGCCAGCUGGUGCCGGAGGAGGAGAUGGCAGCGGACGCGGCAGGGCAGCCAGCUGCCCAACGCAUCGAGGAGAUCUACGGCUCCCUCGACUCUCUCCGCCAGGAAAUCGAGGGCAUGCGGAAGCCACUGGGCACCGCCGAGAGCCCCGCCCGCACCUGCCAGGACCUCCAGCUGGGCCAGCCCGGACUGCCGGACGGUGAAUACUGGAUUGACCCCAAUCAGGGUUGCUCCCGCGACUCCUUCAGGGUCUAUUGCAACUUCACGGCAGGGGGCGAGACCUGCGUGUUCCCCAGCCCGGAAGCUCGAGAGGUGCCGAUGGCCGCGUGGGAGGAGGAGACGCCGCCGAGCUGGUUCAGCCAGUUCCAGCAGGGCCGUCGGUUCUCCUACGUGGACGCAGACGGGCGCCCGCUGGGCGUGGUGCAGCUCUCCUUCCUGCGCCUGCUGAGCACCUUCGCCCGGCAGAACUUCACCUACCACUGCGAGCACUCGGCCGCUUGGCACAGGCACGGCUCCCCCGUGGGGGGCUACCAGCAUGCCCUGCGCUUCCGGGGGGCCAACGAAGAAGACCUGAGCUAUGACAACAGUCCCUACAUCAAGGCCCUGGCAGAUGGCUGCGCGGCACGGAAAGCGGCUGGCCAGACCAUUCUCGAGGUCAACACGCCCCAGGUGGAGCACCUGCCCUUGCUGGACGUGCACGUGACGGACUUCGGUGACCCCAGGCAGCGCUUCGGCUUUGAAGUGGGGCCCACCUGCUUCCUUGGCUAGAGCAGGGCCCCAGUGCAGCGGCCAGGCCCCCCGAGAAGGACCUUCCUGGUGCCCACCAAGCGAUGGAGGCCACGGGGGGCAGGAGCAGCCAGAGGCCCAGGAGCUGGGGAGAGAUCCAUCCCAUUGAACUGGGCGCAGAGACCGAGGGGACCUCGCCAGCCCCCAUGGGGGCAGUUCUCCCUCCAGUGGUGCUGGGCCUCCCUCUGCUGGAUUCUCCACAGGACUCUGACCUCCCUCCCCAGAUGCGCCCCAUCCUGCUUCAUUGCUUCCCUCCCUCCACGCUGACGGGAAAGACCCCCCCCCGCCAGCAUCUGGAUGACCCCCCCAUCCCACUAAACUUCUCCUGAGCCCCAUCUACUUCAGUGCUUUCCAGCCCCCCUCCCCCGAUGCCAGCGUUGUGCUUGCCUCUUCCCCUUGAAAUGGGGGCAGGCUUGGAAAUGAGCUGGGGGGCAGUUAUGUCCUUUCGCACAGCACCCAAGAAUGCCCCCCCAUUUCUCUCUUCUUCCACUCCAUCCUCCCUCCUUUAACCUGCACAAAAGUAACUGGUCUCUUCUUUAAAAAAAAAGUCAAAAGAAGAAGGAGGA
Messenger RNA from Python bivittatus (Burmese python), 3413 nucleotides. The record is from RefSeq and is a predicted model, not a curated record. Lineage: Eukaryota; Metazoa; Chordata; Lepidosauria; Squamata; Pythonidae.